Molecule: messenger RNA, 2740 nt
Organism: Octodon degus (degu)
Lineage: Eukaryota; Metazoa; Chordata; Mammalia; Rodentia; Octodontidae
Gene: Zfyve27
Product: zinc finger FYVE-type containing 27
Exons: 12
Coding region: 381-1610 (409 amino acids)
Biological process (GO): vesicle-mediated transport; neuron projection development; positive regulation of axon extension
Cellular component (GO): endoplasmic reticulum tubular network; growth cone membrane
Molecular function (GO): metal ion binding
Source: RefSeq, a predicted model, not a curated record
GGCAGCGCGGGUGGCCCUCGGACCUGCGGCACCAGAACCGCCCUGGGGGGCGUCGCAGCACAGGGGUGGGGCGGGCUUGAAGAAAUUGUCGGCCGGCCGGUGGCCCUCCCAGUGCCUCGGGCCGUCCCUGCCCCUCCCCCCACCGAGCCAGCGUCCGGGUGAGGUGCCACCAAGUCCCCGCCUCCGCGUUCCCGCGACAGUGCAGAGUUGGGCGGCCGGACCCCGCGGGUCUGCCACCUGCUGGCCGAGCCACCUUGGGUGUGGCCUUCGCCAGGGCCUUGGGGACUCCAGCGGGCUUCCUGGGCUGCAGAGGUGGCAGUCCUAGCAUUUGCUGCCACUGACCUGCUUCCCGCCUCCCUAGGCUCCCGCGCCUCGCCAGGAUGCAGAUAUCGGAGCGUGAGGGCAGUGGGUCAGAAGUGAGCCCCAGUGUGAUGCCGGAGGCUCCCCCCGAGUCUCCACCUGCCCCUACCAAGACACCAGCAUUUGAUCUUUUCAACUUGGUUCUGUCCUACAAGAGGCUGGAGAUCUACCUGGAACCUCUGAAGGAUGCGGGUGAUGGCGUUCGAUACUUGCUCAGGUGGCAGACACCUUUGUGUUCCUUGCUGACCUGCGUGAGCCUCAACAUCUUGUUCCUCACAUUGAAUGAGGGCGCUUGGUACUCGGUGGGGGCCUUGAUGAUUUCAGUGCCUGCCCUGCUGGGCUACCUCCAGGAGGUUUGCCGGGCUCGGCUGCCGGAGUCUGAGCUGAUGCGGAGGAAGUAUCACAGCAUCAGGCAGGAAGACCUGCAGAAAGUUCGCCUUUCCCGCCCUGAGGCCAUGGCGGAGGUGAAGAGCUUCUUGAUUCAGCUGGAGGCCUUUCUGGCCCGCCUGUGCUGUACCUGUGAAGCUGCCUACCGCGUGCUGCACUGGGAGAACCCCGUGGUGUCCUCACAGUUCUAUGGAGCGCUGCUGGGCACAGUUUGCAUGCUGUACCUGCUGCCGCUCUGCUGGGUACUCAUCCUUUUAAAUAGCACGCUCUUUCUGGGGAAUGUGGAGUUCUUCCGAGUGGUGUCUGAGUACAGGGCAUCUCUGCAGCGGCGGAUGAACCCUAACCAGGAGGAGUGUGCCUGUGAGAGCCCGCUACUGUUGGACGCUGGGGGGAAGGCUGCCCUGCUGGACAGCACGCCUGCCCCCACGCCCACUGAGACUCUUUCUUCCCAGGACCUCACGCCGGGCAGUGUGGAGGAGGCUGAGGAGGCAGAGCCAGAUGAAGAAUUCAAAGAUGCCAUUGAGGAGGAUGAUGAAGGUACCCCAUGUCCAGCAGAGGAUGAGCUGGCUCUACAGGACAAUGGAUUCCUGAGCAAGAAUGAGGUGUUGCGCAUCAAGGUGUCACGGCUUACAGAACGGCUGCGGAAGCGCUACCCUACCAACAACUUUGGGAACUGUACAGGCUGCUCUGCCACCUUCUCAGUGCUGAAGAAGCGGCGGAGCUGCAGUAACUGUGGGAACAGCUUCUGCUCUCGGUGCUGCUCCUUCAAGGUGCCCAAGUCCUCCAUGGGGGCCACAGCCCCUGAAGCCCAAAGAGAGACUGUGUUUGUGUGUGCCUCCUGUAAUCAGACCUUGAGCAAGUGAGAAGAGGCCAGGCUCCGCGGGAAGCAGUCCUGGGGCCAAGAGGAGACCCCCUCUCCCCUGUGCUUGUGCUGCGCAGGUGGGCCUGACCACUUAGGAGGCUUCUCCUUCCUUCCCCUGUUUGCAGUGCUGUGCUCAGAGCUGAGGGGAGCUGUCCCUAGAAGCCGUAUUGGCCUUGCUCUGCUCUGGCUCGGUGAAGGGGCCCUGGCUGGUCCCCGGAGUUAGGUCUGGCUCAGCAGAGCUGCUGAUGAGGACCAAUGUGGCCAGGCCUGCAGAUUCCAGGAGACUGGAGCUUGGAAAAAGUUCCUCCCUGCAGAGUGUAGGGCCAGUCCCUCAGCCUCAGAGGACCUGCAAAACAGGGACACAGCAUGGGGAAGCUCCACUGAAGAAUGGACUUGAGGGAUCUCAGCUACAUGGUGCCCUGGUGUCCCCAGCUCCACCUGGGUGGCUGAAGGCCCUCAAAUCACUUGCUUGUUCCCCCUGCCCAAGUGCAGGAAAACCUUCUCCUUUCCCUGUCCUGUGUCCCAUGGAGUGAGGUCAGAUAAGCAGAGCAGAGGUCCAAAGCUCUUUAAGGUCCUGGGAAGUGUGGGAUCUCACUGGGCUGGGCCCUAGGCUCGAGGGCUGUUCCCUGGGGUCCUCUUGGGUCUUCAUCUCCCCACAAUUCUGUAUUUCCUCUGGUUGCUGGCCCUAGCAUCUUUCCCCAAAGCCAUGGGCUGGCUCAGUACCCUCACCCUGCAGCUGCCCUGCCUUCCCACUGUAUUUAUUUAUUUAUUUCGUGGUAUAUGGGAACAUACAGCACAGGGAAUAGGAUGAAGUCGAUGCGGAUCUUCUGCCUAGGCCUCUGCUGGAGUUACAGGUUGCCUGGGACCUCAAGGCAUAAGUGGCUGAGGCAUUUCUGCCCCCAAAGCAUGGACUUAGGCAGUGGGGGGCAGGUGGCCCGCCCUGGCCACGCUAUUUGGUGAAGGCUUGGCAGCUGGGGCCUGAAGGUACCAGGCUUAGGGGAACCAGGCAGGCCUUGGUAGCCCCACUUUGCCUUGCUGGGAGAUGAGGGUUAAGUUUUUUAUGCUUAUUUACACUGGAGAGGAGCGAAAGGAUCUCUGUAUAAAAAAUUAUCAAUAAAAGGCUCCAAGCUU